AUGGAAUCGAACGUCUUCACGUGCUUCACCCGUUCUGGGGAGGCAACUCUCAGUCCUAUCUCCGAUCCGUACCUUCCUUUCCUAGAGCCCUUCGCGGGCCUGGGGGUGCCGGAGACCCUCCCCCCAGAAAACGGGACGGGGCCAACUCCAACGGUGGACCUGCGACAGCCUGAAGUUCCGAAUCGUGGUCGCAAGGUCAGUCCACAGACGCAUUUUCUACAACAGUUUAUGGAGGACCUCUUGGAGCUUGAUACAGAUUUGAUCCGGCACACCUUGGAGGAUCCGGUGGUCUUCGAUACAACCGCGAUGCACACAACCUCCUUCGCAAAUCGUAGCCAUACUCCCCCCGCAGACUGCGCGAUUGACACGACGUUCGUGCUCACCCAACGACUGAUUCACCUGUUUCGUCGCGGGGGCAACUGGAUGGCCCAAACCAGUGCGGCCCAAAGCUCGCAAUGGCAAUCGCCGCGUGCCGCAUCAUCAUCAGCAUCCUCAUUCUCCUCACGGUUCCAGCACUUCAUGAACAGGGCAACGCCUCAGAGCACCCCCGCUGUUUCAGAGACCGGCUGUCAGCAGCCGGAGACAGGCCUUGACCAAGCGUCACUCCUACACGCUCUGUCGACUUACCUGCGCCUCAUCGAAACGUACCAUACCACAAUCUCACAGACAGCCGAAAAAUUCGGCACGGCUCUGGCCGAGGGAUCCCCGAUCCCGCUGCCCUCGUUGCAGAUCGGCGCCUUCGCCAUGGACGAUCCAGCAGGCCACAUUGUGUUGGUGAUCCAGUCGGCGUUACAACUGCUCGAUCGCCUGGGGGACCUCGUCAACAAACUCACGGCCCCCUUUCUUACCGAGGACAUAGGUGAGAUCGACGUCAGUCGGCCCACGAGUCCUCCCGGCAGCCAUAAUGCAGUCAAGAUGGUCAUGGUGGCCGUUCGCGAACGCGAAAGUCAAUUCAUGCAGGUGGCAGCACGGCUACAGAGUAUCUGUCGCGACGCACAAUGA
Molecule: messenger RNA, 1002 nt
Organism: Penicillium argentinense
Lineage: Eukaryota; Fungi; Ascomycota; Eurotiomycetes; Eurotiales; Aspergillaceae
Exons: 1
Coding region: 1-1002 (333 amino acids)
Source: RefSeq, a predicted model, not a curated record